UUUUUUUCUUUUGUGGAAGAAACUUUUGAAAAAUCGAAAAGCUGGAUUUAUUUAAAGAGGGGGGCGUCCACACACAGAACAGACACACUCACUCACUCAUCAGUCACUCUCUCACACAAAUCUUCUCUGCAUUUUCCUUUCCCCAAAACAAACAGAGCCCUCCUCCAUCAAUGGCGGCCGCUUUGAGGAGCUUCCUAGGGAGACGAUCGGCUCACCAGUACCAGCCGCAGCUGCUCCGGAGCGUGGAGAAGAUGUCGACGGAGGCGGCCGCCGGUUCCCCCUCCUCUUCCUUCGCGCAGAGGCUCAGAGAUCUGCCCAAACAUCUCCCCGGCACUCAAAUCAAACCCGACGCUUCCAAGCUUAUUGGGAAAACUCCACUUGUGUUCCUCAACCAAGUGACUGAAGGUUGUGGAGCUUACAUUGCUGCCAAGCAAGAAAUGUUUCAGCCAACAUCUAGCGUUAAGGACAGACCAGCAUUCUCAAUGUUUGCAGAUGCAGAAGCUAAGAACUUGAUUUUUCCAGGAAAGACUACCCUAAUAGAGCCAACUUCUGGAAACAUGGGCAUCAGCAUGGCGUUCAUGGCAGCAAUGAAAGGGUACAAGAUGGUUCUGACCAUGCCGUCUUACACAAGCAUGGAGAGAAGGGUAUGUAUGAGAGCAUUUGGAGCGGAGCUCAUUCUUACUGAUCCAACUAAAGGGAUGGGGGGAACAGUGAAGAAAGCGUAUGAUCUUUUGGAGUCUACUCCAGAUGCAUUCAUGCUUCAACAAUUCUCCAAUCCUGCCAACACUAAGAUCCAUUUUGAGACCACGGGUCCUGAAAUUUGGGAAGACACACUGGGACAAGUGGACAUCUUUGUGAUGGGAAUUGGCAGCGGAGGGACUGUCUCUGGUGUUGGGCAAUAUCUGAAAUCACAGAACCCUAAUGUCAAGAUAUAUGGAGUUGAGCCUGCAGAAAGCAAUAUCCUGAAUGGUGGCAAACCAGGUCCUCACCAGAUUACGGGCAAUGGAGUAGGGUUCAAACCUGAUAUAUUGGACAUGGACGUGAUGGACAAGGUUCUUGAGGUUAGCAGCGAAGAUGCAGUGAACAUGGCUAGGAGACUGGCCGUGGAGGAGGGACUCAUGGUUGGCAUAUCAUCUGGAGCUAAUACAGUGGCUGCACUUAAACUGGCACAGCUGCCAGAGAACAAAGGGAAGCUUAUUGUGACGAUCCAUGCAAGCUUCGGGGAGAGGUACUUGUCGUCGGUGCUGUUCCAGGAGCUGAGGAAAGAAGCUGAGAACAUGCAGCCAGUCUCUGUUGACUGAACAAUCUUCAAAACUUCUUCCAAAUUGUUCAUGUUCCAUAAAGCCUCUCUGUCUGUCUGUUGGUUGUGUUUUACAGCUUUAGUUGGUGUGUUUGCAGCUCCUAAUUGCCAUCUCCCUGCGUUUGUAAUACAAUACCCUCAUCAGAUACAAACUUAAUAAGAUCCCUCGACCCAUCUUUAUCCUUCAAUUUUUUUUUUUUUUUUUUUUUGCCAAUAAGUCCAUAAGAUAAAAAUUAGAAAACAAAAUUGCGUCUGCCGGGAGUCGAACCCGGGUCUAUU
Molecule: messenger RNA, 1579 nt
Organism: Linum tenue
Lineage: Eukaryota; Viridiplantae; Streptophyta; Magnoliopsida; Malpighiales; Linaceae
Source: the annotation of a GenBank genome assembly